Caenorhabditis remanei is the source of this 468-nucleotide messenger RNA. RefSeq lists its product as uncharacterized. The transcript has 3 exons. The record is from RefSeq and is a predicted model, not a curated record. The coding region runs from base 1 to 468 and encodes 155 amino acids. Lineage: Eukaryota; Metazoa; Nematoda; Chromadorea; Rhabditida; Rhabditidae.
AUGCACCGCUCUCUUCUCCUCCUCCUAGCCAUCUCAACUCUCUCGGCCACCGCUUGGGAUCACUUUCAAUUCGACAUCACUCUCUUCUGUAAUUUCCAAGAUCGAGCCAAAUAUAAUCUGAAAAUUGAGUGGUACGAGGUUGAUUCGGUUUUUUCUGGGGAAGAUCGAAUCACAACACCACAACUUCUGGAGCCCAACACGGGGAGGUUCAGUUUUUCAAUGCCUGGUGCGAUGAAUGGAGAUGAGGCACUUUCGAAUGGAUACAAACCGAAAGCAUACAUCAGCCAUGAUUGUACUGAUGAUGGAAAACGUGUUGAUUUGGACCUUACUGUCGUGAAGUUGUGUAACACGGAAAACACUUGCCAUUAUCGAAUUAUUCAAGAUAUCACAAAUCGUUCAGGAUCGGCAGAGAUCGAGGCCAGUGGAUUUAAAGAAGGGGACAUGUCACCAUUUCCAGACUUUCCUUGA